AUGUCUUCUUCCCUCUUAGAAAACGCGCCUCAUGAUCUCCUCUACCCUAAACUCGCUUUCCAUCGUUCACUAGUCUUCACGAAAUCGACAAGGGGUCUCCGCCCCCUCAUCCACCUCCAACCUUCACCGCCUCUUCUGGUCCUUCUUCCCCUCCACCAGGUGGAUUUGAUUUUGUUUUCAGGCGAUUUCUGUGGUUUUUCAUUUUUCCCAGGUAUCAUCUAUAGGGACUUGAAACCAGAGAAUAUAUUACUUCAAACAGAUGGACAUGUUGUAUUGAGUGACUUUGAUUUAUCAUUCAGAACACAAUGUAAACCCCAAGUUAUAAAACAUCCUCAGCUUAAAAGGAGAAGAUCUAGAAGCCAACCACCACCGACAUUUGUUGCAGAACCUUCUACACAAUCUAAUUCAUUUGUUGGCAUAGAAGAAUACAUUGCUCCGGAAAUCAUAACAGGAGCUGGCCACUCCAGUGCUAUUGACUGGUGGGCAGUGGUUUGUUUGAAUUACCUUCUUUUACUCAUAAACAGAAGAGCGGGAAAGAAAGAUGAAGAGGGUGGACAUGAUGCUCUUGACCAAGCUACAAAGGAAGGAGGAGAUAGAGAUACAUUAACUGUUGUGGCGCCUAUUGUUAAAAAAGAAAAGAGCAAUAAAGCUUAUGAUGUGGACAUGAUACCUGAAAAAAGAAGAUGCCCCUUAAUAGCAAUGUAG
This is a messenger RNA of Lactuca virosa, 705 nucleotides long. The record is from the annotation of a GenBank genome assembly. Lineage: Eukaryota; Viridiplantae; Streptophyta; Magnoliopsida; Asterales; Asteraceae.